CUGCUUGAUAAGGAAUGUAAUGGAAGGCCACGGUUGUUUACAAAGGUAACGUUAAAGAAAACGGUGAGAAUGAGCUGUGUUGUACAAAGUGUGGGAGCGCUGAAGCUGCUAUGGCCGUGAGAUGGCGAGGGAUAUAGCCAUGAACCCCGUGAGGCCUGCUGACUCCCCUGCCCAGAGUCAUGCCUCUCUCCUCUCCUCUCCCGGCUCCAUGGGCUCAGCGGGGGCCAGGGACGACUCGGGGGAGCCCGAUGACCGGGUCCGGAUCAAGAGCAAGCUUGUGUCUGCCUGGAAUAGUGUCAAAUAUGGCUGGACUUUUAAGUCAAAAUCCCGCUUCAAUAAGAGGUCGCCUGUAUUCCUUCUGGGACAGUCUUACUUGCUGAGCUAUGCCGGCGACAGGGAGGAAUUCCGCCGAGCCUUUUCCUCUCUGUUUUGGCUGACCUACCGGAAAAGCUUCCCUCAGCUGGCCGGCUCCACACUGACCAGUGACUGUGGCUGGGGCUGCAUGCUGCGCAGUGGACAGAUGCUCCUGGCCCAGGGGCUCGUCCUUCACCUGCUCCCACCAGGAUGGACUUGGGCUGACUCGCAUCACAUCACUAAAGAUGACCUGGAGGUCCUGCCGUCCCGGCCUUCCUCCAGCACAAGCGUGGCCGCGGUGGAAGGCCCCAGAGCCCGGCGGAAAAGUCUGGGCUGCAGCCUGCAGGACGGCGGCGGCAGUGUGAGCGAGGCCACCCACAGGCUCGUGGUGUCCUGGUUCGUUGACCAGCCAGAGCAGCCCUUUGGCCUGCACCAGCUGGUGGAGAUGGGCAAGAGCCUGGGGAAGCAGGCCGGGGACUGGUACGGUCCCGCCACCGCCGCCCACAUCAUUCGGAAGGCAGUAGCAGCAUCUGACUUAUCUGAUCUGGUGGUUUAUGUGGCCCAGGACUGCACUGUGUUCAAAGGGGACAUUGUGCGGCUGUGCGAGCGGCCCCCGCCGGAGGGUCCCAGGGGCCGCGGGGCUCCGUGGAGGUCCCUCAUCCUCAUGGUGCCCGUUCGGCUCGGGGGAGACGCCCUCAACCCGGCCUACACAGAGUCUGUCAAAAGACUUCUCGGGUUAGAGUGUUGCCUUGGAAUCAUCGGGGGCAGGCCCAAACAUUCCCUCUAUUUUGUCGGCUUCCAAGACGAAAAGCUGGUGUACUUAGACCCUCACUACAGCCAGUCCUCCGUGGACAUCAGCCAAGAAGACUUCCCGUUAGAGUCGUUUCACUGUAAGGCGGCGCGGAAGAUGGCCUUCAGCCGCAUGGACCCCAGCUGUGCUGUGGGCUUCUAUGCCAGAGGCCAGCAGGACUUUGAGACGCUGUGUGUGCUGGUCAGUGCGGCACUAAACGCAGAGAAAGAGAAGUACCCAAUGUUCACCUUUAUGGAAGGCCAGCGGGCGGAAGAGGUGGACGACGGACAGAGCGAAAAGUCCUUUUUCUCUGACGUUUGUAUCCUCGGCCAACGCAAGGCGAGCAGCGCGAGCCAGUCAAGUAGCACCGAUGAGUUUGUGUUAUUGUGAGGACACGCUGUAUGUACCAGAGUCAACUCUUUAAGGACACGGGACUGAUAAAAGAGCUGUGUUUGACACCAGCCCUUAGCCGGUCCGAACAUGAGUGAAGGUAAACAAAUAGGUGUUCUGUGAAAGCUGUCUACACUGAAAGUGCUCAUGGUAGCCUCUGUGAGCAGACAAUGUUUACACGGCCAUAGUGUCCCGUUUGAUAAGCUCGGCGUAUGACGCACCGCUCUGAAUGUAAAACAAAAACAUUGUUUUGCACUGAAAACUGACUACUGUGUCUACACACUUACAUGAUCCUCACAGAGGAUGUCUGGGGAUCUGCUUCCAGUUAUAUCAGUUCACCUUGUCAAUGUUGAGAUAAAUGUCACACUGUUUGGUUGACACAAAAUGUUCCUUCUGAAGUUCAAGCAUACUUUAUUUGUAUUUAUUAGUUCAGCGUUAAUGUUGCACCCUCUGUAGAUGAGAACUACUGACUAGUUGGACAGAAAAUAUCUGUUGACAAACUGAACUUGCUCAUAGCCCAUGUGCUCUUGUGUCUUGGUCAGUGUCUGUCAACACUAAGCGUGGUCAGAGGCCUUAGCCUGCUAAGCUGUGGUGGUCGUUAAGGUCCUAAGCAGCUCGGCCCAUAUGGCCAUGUGUCUGUCUGUCCGUCCUCAACAGCAGCUACUGUCCGUCUCAGGGUCUCCUGACAAUCGUAUUGUUAUUACCUCACGUCGAAAAUGUGGGCUUCUGUUAUCUUAAUUCAUGGGGGUUUAUGUACACUUUAUUGUAAGGUAUUUGUUAUUGUCCCAAACACAAAGUGAUUGGGGGCAUGAGUGAAGGGUACUCUAGAAGCUUUUCUUAAAUUACAUUGACAUUGUAGGAUGAGUGGUGUGUGUGUGUGUGUGUGAUGAGAUUUAGAUUUUGGAUGGUUAUUGAUGGAAAAAGAAAAAUGGAAAUAUUUAUGCAAAAUUUGGAUUUUAUUGAUAAUACAUUAUUUGUUUUCUUACAUUGAAUCAGAAGUGUUGUACUGAGUGGGCACUGUUAUAUGAAGAGACCUGACAUGGCAAAUAAAAAUAUGUCUGACAUGCUA
Messenger RNA from Sardina pilchardus (European sardine), 2603 nucleotides. RefSeq names its product cysteine protease atg4da-like. NCBI's taxonomy places the organism in Eukaryota, Metazoa, Chordata, Actinopteri, Clupeiformes, Clupeidae. The record is from RefSeq and is a predicted model, not a curated record. The transcript has 11 exons. Gene Ontology annotation, molecular function: protein-phosphatidylethanolamide deconjugating activity. Bases 122 to 1534 code for a protein of 470 amino acids.